Molecule: messenger RNA, 4490 nt
Organism: Paramuricea clavata
Lineage: Eukaryota; Metazoa; Cnidaria; Anthozoa; Malacalcyonacea; Plexauridae
Source: the annotation of a GenBank genome assembly
AUGGUGAGAGCAGAUACACUUUCGAGACUGUUACCAAGGGAGGGAGACGAAAUCCCUGGAAUGCAAGUGAAAAUUCAUCAUCUGGUGGAGUUCUCAGCUGUCGAGCUCCAACAGAUAAAAGAAGAAACUACUAAAGAUGGAACUCUUCAAAUGCUCAGCAAGCAAGUUAUACAAGGGUGGCCUGAUAGCAUAAAGAAAACUCAACAAGCAAUAAAGCCUUACUGGAAUAAUCGAGAUGAUAUUUCUAUUAAAGAAGUGAGUUCUACUAUUAGGUAGUAGAAUAAUUGUCCCAAAAUCAUUCCGGCAGAAGAUAAUGCAAGAAAUCCACAGUGGUCAUGAAGGGAUGGAGAAAUGCAAACUCCGCGCAAAAUCGUGCGUCUAUUGACCUGAUAUAAAUAAAGAGAUUGAGAGUAUGAUGGCGUGCUGUUCUGCCUGCAAUAGAUUCCACAAUUCUCAGCAGAAGGAGCCCAUGAUUCCUAGUGAAGUACCGCCAAGACCAUGGGAUACUGUGAGCGCAGACCUGUUCAAGGUAAAUAAUUUCUGGUACACACCGGGUGUCCCAAAAAAAACUUGCUCUGUUUGAUUUAAUGUAACAUAAAAACUAUAAAGACUAUUGCACUCAAAUAAGAUAUAUUGUAUUCAGAAAGUGCUAACUUAGAUUUUGAUAUAUAACACUUGAAUAUCCGUGCAAUAUUUCCUGAGCUAUCGAUGUUUUAAAUCGAAUAAGCAUAUUUGACAUGCAAUGUUAAAAAUUUGGAUAAAAUUGCCUAUCAAAUAUUAGGAACUGGUCAUAAAGUAAAAGAGGGGGGUGGGCUGGGAAAAAUAGGGAGUGGGUUACUAUUUUUGAGCAUGGUUGAAAGGGUGGGUCAUCGAAAGUUAAGUGCAAUCAUAAGGGUGGGCCAUGUAAAAACAUGCAGAAAUUUUUUCAAGGGCAUGUGAUGUGUAUUAAAAUUCAUAUUAUAAAAAUAAAAAUAAAACGUUUAUCAGGAUCCAUGUGUAAAAUUUAUACCGCAAAUGUUAACCUCAAACUUAAAAGCUGAAUUUACUGUCUUGGCUAAUACGUUAGUGGUGGCUAACUAAUUUUCUGAUAAUCAUUAUUGCUAAAUGUCAUGAGCAUUGUGUAGGAUGUUUAUUAUGUAACAAAAUUAGUGUAAUUUCUACAAGAGCGUACUUAAAUCACAAUAAUCGUUAGCGGUUUGGCGUUUGCUGUAAAUGUCAAACUAAGGGUCUCUAAUUAUGAGAAAGAUACUGCAUAAUGCAGUAUGCAUGGGAAGUUCCAUGCAAAGAAAGACCUUUCUGUACUUAAUUCAAGGCCUCUUUCAACAUAUAGACUGGGGAGGACAUGUCCCCCAGCCUUGUUACUGGUCCCUCCAGUCGGCAAUUUUGUUGUCCCCCCCCCCCCACCACCACCACCACCAGAGAGGUCCCUAAGAACAACCUGCAGGAGGUGGUCAACCAGAAAUUAUGUAUGAAAGUGAGAAAACGAUGUUAAGUUGUUAACAUUUCUGAAUUUGUCCAACAUCUGCAGGCCCGUAACUAGCUAUGAGUCCACCGAGUCAUUUGACUUGGUAGGCCAGAAUUUCGGGACUGAAUUUAAACAUCGCCAGAAACCUAAACCAUUACUAAAAUAAUUUUAGGACGAUAUUCUAGUUUAGUUUUUCCAAGCAAAGAUACUCCAAAGAGACCACCCUAUCUUGCUCUUCAGUGAAACUGAGAAGACAAAUGCGUUUAUUUCAAGUACCCCAAUGCAUGUAAUACAGUACUGUAGAAUUUGAAGUGUGGUGAAUGAUAAUACUAUACCACACACAUUUUAAUUAUCACAUCAUCACACCAUGUUGCCUUAUUGGUACUGGAUUACAUUUGGGAGACUGUGAAAUUGGAGUAAUUGUGUCACUGUUUAUAAGGUUAAUUUCUUGUUGGAAAACUCCUCAAAUGUGGGAAAUAGUUUAUCUGAGCUUCAAGAAAUCCAAAAUUUUCUGGGGGUAUGCCCCCAGAUCCCUCUAGAAGCUCGCACCUUGGGUGGUCGACUCGGUUGUCUCAGAAUCCUAGUUACGGCCUGAUCUGCUGCCCUAUGACAUAUACUUUAAUUAAACCAUGCAUAUAUAUGCUGGUAGUUGCUGUGAUACAGACUUGCUGACUGGAACUUCUCCAGGUCUCCCGCUAAAUAUGUUCUCUCCAGUUACACAUGUAUCCUUAAAAGAGGCCCUGAAUUUUAAUUGCACCAUUUGAAUAGCUAUUGAGUAUUGUAACACACUGAAUUAUUUGGCAACAGAAAAAUUGAACGUUGGUAUUUUUCGCGUUUCUGAAAGGGUGGGUCAUAAUUUUUCAGCACCAAUUUAAGGGUGGGCCACAAAUUCUCGUGCAGCUCUUAAGGGGUGGGCUACCAAAAGUGCAGACACCAAAUAUACGAUUUUCCCAGCCCCCCCCCUUUUACUUUAUGACCGGUCCCUUAUUUGGUUAAAGUUGAUUAUAUAGUUUUAUUGUGGUCAAAAGAACGAAUUAAAAACAUAAUUGUAGGAUAAACAUUUAUUCAUUCAUCAUAGAAAGUAUGUCCUUUUUCACGUAUACAAUAGACGGUUUUACAUAACAAGACGCGGACGUCAAGAGGACGUGAAAAUGACGUGUGCACCUCGCGUUCACUUCCGGGUUUUAAUCUGGGACGGCUUGUUUGUCUUUCUCGAAGCAAAUUUUUGUUUUCUUGUUACCUGUUCAUUCCUGUAUUGUUUUCAAUCAGUUGGCAAGAUAUGUGCAAGAAAAGGCUAUAUAAUACUGGCCAAGUGUUUCCUGAUGAAUUAGUAUGAACAUUCAAUAAGUUUUUUUUAGGAAAAAACGUAUAUUUCGGUAUUUUGAAAAGUGAACUUUGUUGCAUCAUUUGGAAUAAAUACAAUAGCUGCAGGUAUUGUUUACGAGAUAAAUGCUUUAGUUUGUAGCCUAUUCAAUCAAUUUUGUCAACUGUUCAGUAUAAAUAUAGCAUCAGUGUUUAUAUUGAUAAAAUUCAAUACUGUUUACGAUAGUUUUUCACGCUGGAAAGAGUUUUUUUGCUUGUCCUACAAACUAAAAUUGAUUGAGUUUUUGCUGCAUUUAAGUGCUUUUAUUUUUCUAUUUUCCCUCGUUUUCCUGAUUUUAAACAGUUGUUAAUAUAACUUCAGCUUAGUUUGUUCUAUAAUAUUUGUUUUGGUGAAGAUUACUAGCGGUAUUGAAGUGGUUAUUAGCAAUGCUUGCAGUUUUGUUUAUUUGUUUAUGUCGACCGAAAGUAUUUGUUGAAAAUCAUCUCGUCCAAAAUUUAGCGAAAUACAAGAAAAACAAUCUUUUCAAUGGAAAAAAUUUAGCUAGUAUCAUUAAACAAUGCAUGGGGAACAAAAUAGGAUGAUUUUUAUUAUGCAGAGUCUCAUAUUUUUUUCAGAAGAAGCAAAAAUCUGUGACGUUCUAGAGAGGACGUGAAAAUUGUAUGUUCGCGUCGUGAAAUCGUCCAAGACGGCCUCGCAAAUCAGAAGCAGACGAUAGUUGGCGCCAAAUGACGACAUCCACGUCCUCUUGACGUCCGCGUCUUGUUAUCUAAAACUGUCUAAUGUCUUGCACGGGAAACCAUAAAACUCAAACUCUUUGAUCUUUUGUUAAUCGAGACAUAUUCGAAUGGCGAACGACGACCAACUAACUUUAUAAUACGAACUCUCACGGACGUCAAAUAUGCUUUCGAACGUUUUUAAAUGUUUCAUGCUUAUUUCAAGAAACACGACAGGUUAAGUUAUACUAGGACAUUGCCCGAAAUGAAAGUUGAGUUGAAAUACUGAAAUUGAAAUUGUUAGUUUUUGUGGAAAAUGGCAAUUUGUUUUCAUAUAAAUUUGAUCAGCCAUGUUUCUGGAUUUUUACUCAUUUUUAAAGCGUGCGCCACAUUCAAACGUUUGUAUCUCACGUAAUAUUACAUGAAGUGUUUAAGGCUAUAUAUCAAAAUCUAAGUUGGCCUUUCCUCAAUACAAUAAAACUUAUUUUAGUGUAAUGGCUUUUAUAGCUUUACAUUACAUGAAAUCAAACACCGCAAGUUUUUUUGGGACACCCGGUAGUUAUCGCUGACUAAUACUCGAAGUUUCCAUUCGUGAAGAAUUUGAAUAAUCUAACAGCAACCACAUGUGGUUAGAUCAAUAUUUUCUGAGCAAGGCAUACCAGAAACUCUGAUUUGUGAUCAUGAAACCCAAUUCACUUCUGUCCAAUUUCAAGACCUAGCGAAGAGAUAUGGUUUCAGAGUGGUGACUUCGUUACCGUACUACCCAAAGGGACAUGGCUUCAAAGAAUCCGGAACUGAUCCUAGUCUUAAUUUCAUUGCUGUCCUUACGUUCUGCACUGUUAAGUACAACACUCAAAUCUCCAGCAGAGCUACUAUAUGGAAGAAUGUUCAAGACAACAUUACCAGUAAAGAUUCCUACAUCAAACGAUCGGCACGAAACCAGAGACUUGUUAUUAACACAACAAAAGAAACAAAUCAGUCUCAAUAA